AUGGCCCAACCAAGGUACCCCCCGCAGGCUCGGAGGGGUCAGGCCCAGUUCGCCUCUUACUCCCCAGAGGUCAACCAGCUUAGCUCAGAAAGCUCCACUACCCCUGGAGGAGGUCUGCCCGACUUUGACAUUCCAGCCUACUCAUCCUUCAUUCGUGAUCCCUCCAACCUCGCUCGCCAUCAGUCCAUCCUCUCGGUCAUGUCCCGCAGAUCCAGAGCCUCCAUCAUUUCCAACCCUGACCUCGACACGGAAGGUGUCUACUCUUACUAUCCUCACCAACAACCUAAACGUCCUAAAGAACCAGAGCCAGAGCCAGAGGAGCCCGUGUUUUCGGUGCAGCUCGAGGAUUUCAACCCCCCUCCCCCUGACUCGCCUAUUCUCCCUCCUCCACAAUUGAUCCCUGGCGAGCGUCAGGAGAGGCGGUACAAGACCAAGAAGGUCGUCGAGCUGACGAGCGACAACCUUGUUAUCGAGUGUCCUGUGCCCCCUCACUACCUUGUCAAGCAGUCCAAGCAGAAGGGCCAGGAGUGGGAGUUUAUGCGGUACUCGGCUGUCACCUGCGAUCCCGACCUGUUCCAGGCAGAAAACUAUACCUUGCGGCCAGCCAUGUGGAACCGAGAGACGGAGCUGUUCAUCGUUGUUACCAUGUACAAUGAAGGGGUGAACCUCUUUGCAGAGACUAUGCACGGGAUCAUGAAGAAUAUCCGUCACCUCUGUUCCAGGAAUAGCUCAAAGACCUGGGGCGAGGGCUCGUGGGAGAAGGUCGUCGUCUGCAUUGUUUCCGAUGGGCGUAAAAAGUGUGACCCGCAGGUCUACAACUACCUCGCCGCCAUGGGCGUCUAUCAGGAGGGUGUCGCCAAGCGUGAAGUCAAUGGCAAAGAGGUCCAGGCGCACGUCUACGAGUACACGACUCAGGUGACGAUCGACCCAAAGAUGAAGAUUGCUCCAUCCGCAACGAGCGACUAUGUGCCGGUGCAAAUCAUGUUCUGUCUCAAGGAAAAGAACGCUAAAAAGCUCAACUCUCAUCGCUGGUUCUUUAACGCCUUUGGACCUGUCAUCAACCCUCGUGUCUGUGUUCUGCUGGAUGUCGGAACAAGGCCAGGACCAACGUCCAUCUAUCAGCUCUGGAAGGCUUUCGAUCUCAACUCCAAUGUCGCGGGCGCCUGCGGGGAGAUUAAGCCGGUUAAGGGAGCCGGUGCCAAGAACUUGCUCAACCCACUGGUCGCAGCUCAGAACUUUGAGUACAAGAUGAACAACAUCCUGGACAAACCAUUGGAGUCGGUCAUCGGAUACAUUUCAGUGUUACCAGGGGCGUUCUCGGCGUAUCGGUACAAGGCACUUUUGACAUCGCCAGAGACACCCGACAGCGGACCUUUGGUCAGCUACUUCAAGGGCGAGAAGCCUUCGCCAGAUUCGGGAAUCUUCGAUGCCAACAUGUACCUGGCAGAAGACCGUAUUCUGUGCUUCGAGCUUGUGGCGAAGCGGAACUAUGCAUGGACUCUUCGAUAUGUCAAGGCGGCAUGGGCAGAGACGGAUGUCCCCGACACUGUUCCUGAAUUGAUUAGCCAACGUCGUCGCUGGCUCAACGGAACUUUCUUUGUGGCCCUGUUUUCCGUCUUUCAUUUUGGCAAGAUCUACAAGAGCAACCAUGCCUACUGGAGAAAAUUCCUCUUCCAUCUUCAGUUCAUCUAUAAUGUCCUCAGCCUCUUUUUCAGUUGGUUUGCAAUUGGCAACAUUUACCUCACUUUCUACAUCCUCGCCAACUCGCUCACUUUCCCAGAGAACGCUCCAAACGGCCGGUCUGAUAUCUUCAAGAUUGUUUUUACCGUUCUCAAGUACUUUUACGAGUUCCUUGUCAUUGCUAUCUUUGUGCUCAGCAUGGGCAACCGGCCCACAGGGUCAAGGGUGCUCUAUACGUUAGCAAUGGUCUUCUUCGCCAUCUUGAUGGUGUACAUGACCUUUUGCGCUGUUUGGUUGACAUACCUUGGGAUCAAAAUGGCGCUCGAUUCUGGAAUCAACACGCUAUCGGCCGUUCUGGAUGAGCCGCAUUUCAGGAACGUCAUCUUGUCUCUUGCCUCUACUUAUGGGCUCUACGUCUUUGGAAGUGUCUUGUAUUUGGAGCCAUGGCAUAUGGUGACCAGUUUUGUGCAGUAUCUCUGCAUGAUGCCAAGUUACGUGAAUGUGCUGAAUGUGUACGCGUUCUGUAACACACAUGACGUGAGUUGGGGAACCAAGGGUGACACGAUCGACAACAUGGACCUCGGUGCCGUCAAGUCCAGCUCCAAAGAAGGGUCCGGCGGGGAAGUCACGGUGGAUGUCCCCACAGAGGAUACGGACAUCAACGACUCCUACAUGAAGGCUGUGGGUUCUUUGAGAGAGAAGACGGUGGAGACUGAGCAGAAGCGGGAUGCAAAGACAAAGCAGGAGGAUUACUACAAGGCCUUUAGGACACGAUUGGUUCUCCUCUGGUGCGCGUCUAAUGGUCUGUUGGUUAGCGUUGUCACGUAUUCCGGAUCUAACCUGACAGGCACCUAUGAUACCCGAUCCAAGGCAUACCUCGGAUUUGUGCUGUGGUCUGUUGCCUUCUUGUCGGCCUUCCGGUUUGUGGGCAGUGUUGCGUAUAUCAUUCUGCGACUUAUCACUGGAGAGCUCAGGUGGUAA
Linnemannia hyalina is the source of this 2661-nucleotide messenger RNA. Lineage: Eukaryota; Fungi; Mortierellomycota; Mortierellomycetes; Mortierellales; Mortierellaceae. The record is from the annotation of a GenBank genome assembly.